Lachancea thermotolerans CBS 6340 is the source of this 885-nucleotide messenger RNA. RefSeq names its product Med2p (gene MED2). The coding region runs from base 1 to 885 and encodes 294 amino acids. The record is from RefSeq and is a predicted model, not a curated record. NCBI's taxonomy places the organism in Eukaryota, Fungi, Ascomycota, Saccharomycetes, Saccharomycetales, Saccharomycetaceae. The transcript has a single exon.
AUGCCAUUUAGCAUCUCAGAGGACAUCUACAUAGACACCAGCUCACGUAAAGUCAGCAAAAAGAGAAGUUGCCGCGCGCUUCUCCGUACUAUGGCUAGCGAAUCUGUACAUCAGAGCCGACUUACACAAUGUUUUGACGAAAUCAUGAAAACGGCUGCAGAAAUGCUUGUACAGCAGCAGAUCAAAAGCAUCCAGCUCAGCUCUGAUAUAGCGCCUGGGUACACGCAAAAACAGUACAAGUCACUGGGCGAUAAGGUGCAUGCGUUUCAUUCAGUUUUGGACGAUUUGGAUUUGACGUUAAGCGCAAGCAAGAGCUGCGUAGACAAGCUUGCCCUGGAGGCACAGGAAAGGAAACAAGAAGCAGAGAAGCAAAGAAUCAAAGAGGAGGAGGAAGCACGGAAGAAACUCAGCGAAGUGCAGAAACCUGAAACAAGUAAUACUGCGACGAGUUUCCCGGAGUCAACGCCGGGCACUAUGCUCAAUGAAAUCUCUAAAACUGGUAUCGCAGGCGCUGAUAGCGGCUCCAGAGGGAGCAACAACAAUGUGGCAACGGGUGCCGCCUACGCCAACGACUUCAACGAGCUCAAUGACCUGGACCUUUCUAUGUUUGGUGGCAUGGAGCAAAAUGAUUUGGGCUUGGCUGAUUUUGGGGAGAAUGCUAUGAACUCCAACGCUAACGGGGGUAAAGACAACACCCACGAAGGUGGUUUUAAUGCUGCUAUCACCCCCGGGAACAACGAAGGAACCAACGGGAACCAGGGAACGGAUGUCAGUUCGGCAAAUCCAGAGAGUUAUUUAACACUGAAUGACUUCAAUGAUUUGGGACUAGAUUGGAAUAAUACAGAAGGACAAGGCGGACUAGAUAUGAACGAAUUCAAUAUUUAG